AUGGAUAAGGGUUGGAUGUUCCUGGCUGAUAGAUGGUGUGAUGAAUAUAGGAAUGGGCUAGAGAAAUUUUUAACAAUGGCAAAACAGCACAAAGGUGAUAAACCAAAGAUUAGAUGUCCAUGCAGAAAAUGCAGAAAUGUGAAGUACUACUCUGUUCAUGUUGUUAAGAGUCAUCUGCUAUAUAAGGGGAUGGAUAGUACUUAUACAUAUUGGAAAUUUCAUGGGGAAACUCUGCCUAAUGAAAAUUCAAAUGCUCAUUCAUGUUGUGAUAAUGAGCAUGAAAUUAAUGCUAACAAUGCAGAAGUAAAUGAUGACGAAAUGCAAGAAAUUUUAGAAGACAUCUAUUGGGGGACCUUUAAUGAAGAAGAAUUAAAUGGUGGGAGCAAUAAGGAGGUUUCUUUUAGAAAAGAAGAUGAGUUAGAAAAAUUUGAUAGAUUAUUUAAAGAUGCUAAGCGGGCCUUAUAUCCUGGCUGCAAAAAGUAUUCAAUAUUACUUUUUGUUGUAAAAUUGCUACACUUGAAGGUACUCAAUCGAUGGAGUAAUAAAUCUUUUACCAUGCUUCUUCAACUAUUGAAGGAUUCCUACCCUGAUGAUAACUUACUUCCGUCCUCUUACUACGAUUCCAGAAAGUUAUUGGGGGGCAUUGGGUUGCGGUGUGACCUGAUUCAUGCAUGCAAGAAUGACUGUAUUCUCUUUCGGAAGGAAUAUGAAGGAUUGGAUCAUUGUCCAAAAUGCUUGCAAUCUAGAUGGAAAAUAAAUGAUGGCAAAGGUAAAAAAGUUCCUCAGAAGAUUCUUCGCUACUUUCCUUUGAAGCCAAGACUGCAGAGACUAUUUAUGUCAAGAAAAAUAGCAUCUUAUAUGAGAUGGCACAAGGAAAAACGAGUUGAAGAAAUAGGGGUCUUAAGUCAUCCAGCAGAUGGUGAAUCAUGGAAAGAGUUUGAUAAGAAAUUUCCAUGGUUUGCUGAAGAUGCUCGAAAUGUGCGUCUUGCAUUGUCAAGUGAUGGUUUCAACCCUUUCAAUAAUAUGUGUAACUCCUAUAGUAUGUGGCCAGUGGUGCUCAUAAACUAUAACAUGCCACCUUGGGUAUCAAAAAGGGAGCCUUAUUUCUUCUUGUCACUACUUAUUCCAGGUCGUCGGUCACCGGGAAAGGAUAUUGACGUGUUUUUGCAACCUUUGAUUGAUGAACUGUUAGAAUUGUUCAAAGGUGUUAGGACAUAUGAUUCUGUGGCUGAACAAUGCUUUCUUUUGCAUGCUGCACUUAUGUGGACUAUAAAUGACUUUCCGGCUUAUGGGGACUUAUCUGGUUGGGUGACCAAGGGAAAAAUGGCAUGCCCUUGCUGCAAUGAUAAAACGGACUAUCAGUCAUUGAGAAACAAGAUUGGUUACUUGGGCCACCGUCGCUUUUUGCCUGAUAAUCAUGUGUGGCGAAAUGAUGGCAAAAAAUUUAAUGGCAAGGUAGAGAGAAGGUUGAAACCACGGGAAUUGUCAGGUGAAGAAAUUCUUAAACAAUUAAAAGUUGUUGAGGGUGUAACACUUGGAAAAAAUCCAAAUACUAAGAAAGGAAGCGCAGUCUUGAAGAAAGAAACUGGACUAAGAAGAGCAUAUUUUACCAAUUACCGUAUUGGAAAGAUAUUCCACUAA
Molecule: messenger RNA, 1641 nt
Organism: Coffea arabica (coffee)
Lineage: Eukaryota; Viridiplantae; Streptophyta; Magnoliopsida; Gentianales; Rubiaceae
Source: RefSeq, a predicted model, not a curated record